Molecule: messenger RNA, 1216 nt
Organism: Archocentrus centrarchus (flier cichlid)
Lineage: Eukaryota; Metazoa; Chordata; Actinopteri; Cichliformes; Cichlidae
Product: myosin-11-like
Exons: 1
Coding region: 1-1209 (402 amino acids)
Source: RefSeq, a predicted model, not a curated record
AUGCAGAUGCAUGAAAAUGCUGAAAAGGAAGCUGCAAAGAAGGAGUUGGUGGAGCUCCAGAGACAACACGAGGAGGAGAGAAGAAGAUUCGAGGAGGUAAAGAGAGAAACUGUGUUAGUCCUGAAGAUACUGAAAGAAGAGAAGAAAAACCUACAGAAGGCAAAGAACUCAGUUGAAACGUUAGAGCUUCAAGAAGAAAUUGCAGAGCUGAAAGUAAAAAGGGCAAACAUAGAACUGAUGGAAGGCAAGAAAAAACUGCAAGAGAAGAGAGAAGAAAUAGAAAAGGCCAACAAGGAACUGAAGGACACAAGUAAGGAAGCUGAGAAUGUAAUCAAGAGACUGCGGGAGGCUCAGAAGGCGCUGGAUAAGGAGAAGAAAAAGCUGCAAGAGACAAAAAAUAAAUCUGAAAAUGCUAAGAAAGAGUUCCAGGAGGUCCAAGCAGCAUUAGAGGAGGAGAAAAGGGCAAUAAUAGAAAUGAGGAUGGAAUCUGAAAAAUCACCAAAGGAAUUGUUGGAGGUUCAGACGUCCCUGAAAGAGGAGAAAAAAGCUCUGGAAGAAGCAAAGAUGGAAACUGAAAGCUUAAAAAAGGAAGCUGAGAGUUCAAAGAGGGAAUUGUUGGAGCUCCAAAGAGAAAUGGAAGAGGAGAAGAAGGCAAUACUGGAGGCCAAGAAAGCAACUGAAGUUGCUAAAAUUCAAUGCGAAAAUGUUACAGUGGAAGCCGAGAUGGCAACACUGAAACUUGAAAAUGCAAAGCUGGAAUUGUUGGAGGUCCAGAAGUCCUUGAAAGAGGAGAAAAAAGCUCUGCAAGAAUCAGAGAUGGAAACUGAAAGCGUAAGAAAGGAAGCUGACAGUUCAAAGAAGGAAUUGUUGGAGCUCCAAAGAGAAAUGGAAGAGGAGAAGAAGGCAAUACUGGAGGCCAAGAACGCAACUGAAGUUGCUAAAAUUCAAUGUGAAAAUGUUACAGUGGAAGCCGAGAUGGCAACACUGAAACUUGAAAAGGCAAAGCUGGAAUUGUUGGAGGUCCAAAGAGCGCUGGAGGAGGCAAGAAGCCAAGAAGCAGAAGGGCCUGAUGCUGUGGUGACAGAGUGUGAAGAUGCGCACAAACAGGAAGAAACAAAAAAGGGGUCGAAAAAGAAGAAAAAGUCAAAGAUGAGCCGCAUUUUCAGCUGGUUCAGCUGCAUCAAAGGGGCUCAGGAGGAGGAUGACUAACUUCACU